This is a messenger RNA of Mycena indigotica, 576 nucleotides long. RefSeq lists its product as uncharacterized. The record is from RefSeq and is a predicted model, not a curated record. NCBI's taxonomy places the organism in Eukaryota, Fungi, Basidiomycota, Agaricomycetes, Agaricales, Mycenaceae. The transcript is spliced from 5 exons. Bases 1 to 576 code for a protein of 191 amino acids.
AUGUUCGCCACACUCCUUACCCUCGCGCUCGUUGCUGCCCCCGCACUCGCUGCCUUCAAUAUCGAAACCCCCCAAUUGACCCAGUGCGCCUCUGCCAAACUCUCCUGGAGCGGCGGAAACGGUCCCUACAACCUCGUCGUUGUGAACUCGACCGCCCCAUGCGGUGAUAUCCUUGCCGACCUUGGCGACCACGCUGGCAACAGCAUCCACUGGACCGUCGACUUCCCUGCCGGCUCGACCCUCAUGCUCUCGUUGGAGGACAAAAACGAGGAGGAGGCAUGGUCCGGUGCUAUCGUCGUUGGCAAGAGCUCCGAUGUGUCCUGCCUCAAGGGUGCUGCUGCUCCCUCGUCAAGCGCCUCCAAACCUGCGUCGUCGGCUCCCGCUGCCCCUUCCAUUCCCUCCAACCCCGUCCAAGCUGCUGGAGCCGGAGUUCCCGGUGGUGCAGCUGCCAGCGGGGAUGACGACAAGAACCCCGGCGUUGCUGGCGCUCUUGGAGCGACCAGCGGUGCUUCUGUCCUCCGCAUGAACCCCGUCAUGGCCCUUAGCGCAGUUUUCGCUGCCGCACUGAUGCUAUAA